GUCACAUCACGCUCAAUUUAAAAUGGAAAGAAGCCUCUUCUGUUUACGAUAAACAUAUCUAUGGACUUUACAUGACGGAAAGAAAAAAUAACGACGUAUAACACAUGGAAAGAAGAAUCUCAGUGCCUGCAACUGAAAUAGUAAGACUCAAUGACGAGAAAUACAAAUUCGGUAACACGAAACGAUAUCUCUGUUACGUCGAAUGAGAACAUUAAAACUCAACUGAGACAAUUGAUCACGUAGGAACCGCCUACGGAAAUCUUUCCGUUUCUACAACCGAAUUUUCGUCUGGUCCUCAAGGCAACGGGAAAUUCAGUUACUCUAACGGAGUUGUUUUUUCCAUGUACACGUAAGAGAGACGUAAUUAUUCCUCUUGAACGUUCUCCAACAAGUUCCGGCGAACAAGUGAUUUUUUACCACGGCACAAUGAUCUUUCGAAUUAUUACGUAGCUCAGGAUAUAGAAUCUCGAGUCCUUCGUCCUGCUUCGCAGAAAUGUCUUUAAUCAACGUCACGUUACAAUUCACCGUCGAGCUUUCGCCGCAUAAAGAUCCCCACGCCAGACCAAUCAUACCACGCGAGGAACUCCUCCGCGUACACCUGGCCGUGUGUACCCUCGGGACCGGGAGAACUCUUCGACGAGGUUUUCCGCUGAGGGCCCUCCGCGCGAUACACCACCGCGACCCUUUCUCGCACCGAUAAUGUUGCCAACAAUAAGUAUCGCAACGUCGAGACGCCGGGUUCUCCGACGGACGUCGGGAUAUUUGCGCCCGUCGGCGGAGUAGAUUGGCGUGGGCAUCCGCGCCAGGUGAACGAAUUCCCCAUGCAAUCCGCCUAAUCCUUCGACCGCGACGAAGUGACCCAUGGGACUUUCGGCCGACGGACAUAAAUACCGCGAGUGCGCUCGGACUACCGUCACUCUGCUCGGGGAAGUCGCGAACGUCGCUCGAAACGAACGCUCGUCGUCAACAGGUGAACGCCGCCGCAACAGGUAAGAAGAGACGCGUCCGGGAUUCCGCUUGGAGGGCUAUGAGGUCGCGUGACACUUCGUGCAAAUCUUCCCGUAAUGGCGAUUAGCGGAGCCGAUGGUAGAAAAGAAAUCCAAUUUCCAUGAUCGUCCAUAUUUUGUGACAAUUGACGCAUUAUAAAUAUCGCAUUUUCUUGCGUUUCAGCGAAUUAAAAGUAAAGUUCUAAAGAACGAUGGGCCAAUUUUGACCAUCGGGGUGACAAAUAAAAACGUUAUGCUUUCUUGUGGAUUUUUAGAGCUGCUGAAUCUGAUUCUGAUCUUUAAAAAAAUUGUUAUUUGCCGGGAAAGUAUUAAAAGUAUUAGAAUCAGCAUAUAAAGCUACUAAACAUCUAGCAUCGUAAAUUAUUAUUGUUAGGCUUUACGAACAUAUUUUUUGCGCUAGUAAAACAUGAUAACGCUUUUAUCUCUAAUUCAUGUUCUGAUCAGCCUACAUCCGUGCGCCCUAUACAGUGGAACUUCUUUAUAGUCACACUUUCGGAACCGAAAGUGUGACUAUAAAGACGUCGUCUUAGCUCCGCCCAAAGCAGGAUCCAAAGCAGAAUAGUAUUUUACUAUUGUGGUAUUUUACUACAGGAAAUUGUAAGAUUUAUGAAAAAAAUAUUUUUAAGCACCAAGACCCACUUUGAUAAGGCCUUCUUCAUUUAUUAAUUUGUGUUAUUCACAUAUCGAUUGAUUACUUAAUAUUGUUUAUUUUAUUAUAAUUUAACAUUUUCAUUAACAUACCGUUCCACAAUAGCUUCUUAUAUAUUUAUUAAUGUAGUUGAGGCCGAAGAGUCAUAAUUUUUCUCUGUUUAGAAGAUUCAAAACGGACUUCAUCUUUAGUUCGCUAAAACGUACGAAAAUGUGCACACAAUGUGGUCCGUAACGCAUUGAAUUACGAUAUUGCAUAAAUGAUUAAUAUUUAUUAUACACCCAUGCGAGUAAAUUUGGAAUAUUAUUGGUUCUAUUGUACGAUAAAUUUGACGCGAAGGCAGAUCGAGAGUUCGUCAUAUCUUACAAGUUUUGAAUCGGAAGAUAAUCGUAUAACCGUGACACGCAAUUUGCUCAAAUUUAGCCCAGUUUCCGCCUUUGUAUGCUUGCGACACGUUCAACCUGGAGACAGUUUGAGUGGCAUUUGCUGCGUCGUCGAUCAUGAAAAACCUAUUUCUGAUAUCCGCGGCGUCCGGUGUACUUAAUUGAUAUAAAUCGAUAAAGGAAUCUCUCCGGAAGAUGGCUAUAGCCGAAUCGCUGAGGAUGUAGCUUUCUUGUAACGUCGAACAAGAAACCGCGUAAGCAUGAAUUGUUUUUCAGCAAUGAGGAAGAUACUGCUGGCCACGACCCUGCUGUCGAUGGCAAUGUCCGAAAAUAUUCUGGUAAGUGUAAUAUCUUCGAAUCCCAGUCGAAACGAUGCGAUCUCCCUCUCUAAAUUAAACGAUAAAACUAGCACGGGAUGUCGGAACUUUAUUUUAUCAUAUGUUGCUCUUUUUCAUCUCGAAAUGGAGAAACAUGCGAAACCAACGAUGUGGGUCCGCGAGGCGGAGAGGCAAUUCUGGAAUAAAAGACCAAAGCCAAUGUCGCAGGAUAAUACCCCGCCCGAACUGCUGGAUGUCUUGAAUUACGACGACGACAGGAAGUUUCCCCGGAUCUCGGAUACACGGUUCGUCAACGAACCUGUGCAACUGUCCCCGGUAGCGAUGAUCAGGCGGCCCGAUUUGGCGCGAUUCUCGCAAGUUGAUCUACCUUCUGACAAAUCGAAGCUCGACAACGUCAAACCUACGGUCUUGAUCUCCAUCGGUAUACAAGAUAAAAACGGCGGUUCGCAGGAGUGCUCGUCGAGGAAGAAUUACCGCAAGCACAAUCAAGGAUGGCAGGUGCAGAAGCCGUUCUACGUCGACGAGCCACAGUGGGUCGAGAUCGAUGCCGACUACACGGACAGGUCAGUGCGACAUCCGGAGAGUGGCGAUCCUUACAUAAUGUCGCGGGGCAAAAAAUUCAGGAUCAAGGAUCCGGAGAACCUAGAGAAAACGAUCGAAGAUUACGAGGAAUUCCUCGACUACAUGAGCAAGAGCGAGAAACGGUCGGCGAAGAACCGCGUCCGGAGGUCCGUCGAAACGACGGCUGGCGAAUUCCAGAGUGACGCGCUCGACGAGAAGCGCGAUCAGGAGAAAGAGACGAGUCGCUAUCUUUUCCGAGAUCUCGACAGAAGACACACGAACAAGAUUCGAACGGAAGAUCAAGACGAGGAAUCGCCGAGGAUCGAUGAUGAGGACGCCGAGAAGAGGAAGGAGAACACCCUUAUGAGUCCCGUUGUCUUCGUUCAUAGAUUCGAGACGGAUAAGCCGAGGAACUCGGUGAAAGCGCCUCCGCAGGGCUACAGAUUUGCAAAACGGAAUCGAACCGCCGCGAACGACACGUCAAUCAGCAGUCCCAUCGGGGAGAAGUGGAAAAUACAACGCGAAAACGUUCCGAGUUACGUUGAAGAAGGUGGCGACGACGAGACCAUGAAGAUCGGCGAGAGAUUCCACAGCAGCAAGGAUCGCUUCGCCAUUGGCGCGAACAAAGGAUACGAGAGAGUGCUCGGAAACGGGGUGUUCGUCAGGGUGCAGGGCAAGCGCGGGAAUCGGCAUAUCGGCGAAGUGAACUAUGAGGACAACGUUGACCGGAAGAAAGCCGCCCUGUUCGAGCGAACGCGCGACGACCCUUACUUCGAUAAAUUGCACAACUUCAAAGUGCAUGGCGACCUUUUCAUUCCAUCUCGGGGCAAGAAGCCAUUCGACGGUGGACUGAAGGACUCGGACAAGAAGGAUACAAGGCUGAACGGACGAAGAUGGGAAGAUUCGUCGAAUAUCGAGCGAUACGCGCAUCGUAAUGAACCUGAAAACGACGAGAGAGAAGCGAAGAACGACGCGAGCGGACCAGGAUCCGACCAAGGCAACCUGGCGACCUGGCCGAUAGAGGCACGAUUGACAAGCAAGUCGAAUUCGAAGAGCUCUUUCAGGACGAAGAAUCGCUCGAAUUAUCGGAAGAAGCGUAACAUUUUCGAAACUAGACCAGAAUUCCAAAAUGACGCAUUGCUGAGGAGCAUCAAGAUAGCUGAAGAGUCGGCAGAAGCUUACUUGACGCCGAGAGACAAGCAUGGCAACAUCCUGGAUUUGCAAAACCACCUGUUCACCGACCCUUUCUUCAUCAUGCGUGGUAAGAAAGCACCGGGUGAAUCUGCGGUCAACUCGAUGACAGAGCAGCAGAACCAGGACGACUUCGAUCGAGCAACACAUUAUUCGAUAAACGAGGACCUCUUGGAGUUGUUGAUGGAGAGGGCCAAGUGCAACGAUGAUUACUGCGACCCGAACCAGUGGCUGAAGAGCACACCGGUGUUGAGGGAUCGGCGCGACCCGGCGCUCGAUAAGCUUUUGAUGAGAAAGUACGAUCCGUUCGUGAUAAACAGAGGCAAAAGGCUGAAGCCGGGUAACUUUUAGAAUAACGGACAGUCGCAGCGAUAUUUGGAAUCGCGCGUUCGAGCGGAUUUUGAUUACGGACACUGCGCGAGGUCUCCAAAAUGAGACGCGUUAAGGUGCUACUCAAUUCAUGAGACCCUGAUUGCAGCUUUGAACGUGGUCACGUGGUUUGAAUUUGAUGCCAGCCUCAAUGAAAAGGUGUUGGGUUUUAGCUUCUAAUGAAUUCACGUAAUGUGAACUGCUAAUUCUGGAUAUUCCAAGGUUUUAUGUUGCUUAUUUUAUUCUAUUAUUUUGUCUGUACAGCUUCUCUUAAGGAAGUUAUAAGGCUAAGUAGGUUUGAUAGAAGAAUUCGUUGAAACUUGCACUGCGUAUGCACUGAAAUAUUAUCUAAUUGCUCCUGCAAUUAGAAAGAUAUUGAUCAUUCGUAAGCUGAGAUAUUUAGAACGAACUGCUUAACAUUUUUUCUACGUGUUCUUUGAGAGAUUAACGUGUUAUUUUUAAUUUCUAUUUAUAAUAUCUACUAAAAUCAAAAUAAGAUAUUGAUGAAAGACUAUGAUAUUAAAGACUAAUAUCCAGGUAUUAUACAUAAAUU
Messenger RNA from Dinoponera quadriceps, 5051 nucleotides. RefSeq lists its product as uncharacterized. Lineage: Eukaryota; Metazoa; Arthropoda; Insecta; Hymenoptera; Formicidae. The record is from RefSeq and is a predicted model, not a curated record. Bases 2300 to 4480 code for a protein of 726 amino acids. The transcript is spliced from 3 exons.